AUGUCAGGAUUCGUACACGGCCUCGCCGCCAGCUCCGAACAGCCUCUCUGGGAAAUAGCUGCGGCCACCGGCAACGCUCAGAUCGCGGCCGCAGACAUUGGCGUGUCGAGCUACGGGGAGUUGGCACCGUACUCGAGCCUGUGGGACCACCAUCACCACCACCACCACCACCACCACCACCGGCACGCGGGGGCGGCGGGCGUGGCAGGCCCAGGAGCCAUGGUGGGCUACCCGGGCGCGCACCCUGACCUCAUCGGCUUCGCGUCCGAGCUGUGGUCGGCCGCGCCGCAGCACCGCGCGCAGUGCAUGCUGCAGCAGAGAUUCGGGUCUCACUCGGCCGUAUCGGGUACAGCAGCUAGCACGGGUAGCCACAAGAAACCUCGCCGGCGGGUGGCCACCAUGGCGCAACGCAGAGCCGCCAACAUCCGAGAGCGUCGUCGCAUGUUCAACUUGAACGAGGCGUUCGACAAGCUGCGACGCAAGGUGCCGACAUUCGCGUACGAGAAACGCCUGUCACGCAUCGAGACGCUGCGGCUGGCCAUCACGUACAUCUCGUUCAUGAGCGAGCUACUGACGGGCGGCGUGGGUGCCGGUGCAGGCUCAGCCGCCGCCAAAGUGUGCGCGCCAGCCGACUGUGCGCGCGGGGCUUCCCCGCUCUACUCGGCGGGGACUCCCCGCGACUACCUGCCGUACUCGCUGGUGCGCCAGGUGAAGCACGUGGCCGCCAACUAA
This is a messenger RNA of Schistocerca serialis cubense, 732 nucleotides long. RefSeq names its product heart- and neural crest derivatives-expressed protein 1-like. Gene Ontology annotation, molecular function: DNA-binding transcription factor activity, RNA polymerase II-specific; protein dimerization activity; RNA polymerase II transcription regulatory region sequence-specific DNA binding. NCBI's taxonomy places the organism in Eukaryota, Metazoa, Arthropoda, Insecta, Orthoptera, Acrididae. Gene Ontology annotation, biological process: regulation of transcription by RNA polymerase II; developmental process. The transcript is spliced from 3 exons. The coding region runs from base 1 to 732 and encodes 243 amino acids. The record is from RefSeq and is a predicted model, not a curated record.